CCUCAAAAAGUGGGAGUGCACAAAGAACUCAUCUGAGAAAGGGCAAAAUGUGUCUUGGGAAAUUAAUAAUAGACAGAGUGCAUCUACCAAAAAUGAGGCGAGAGACUUGAGAAAAUUGCAAAAACUGAAAGUAAUGCGAACAUUUAAAACUGCAUUUUUAAAGUACUCGCAUACUAAAAAUGCAUUAAACAAGUCCGUUCAUAGAUAAAUUCAUGUGGAUUGGGCAGAUUCGGGUGUAUUUAGGGCCGGUUUGGCAUAAUAAAAAAGUCAGAUUAUUUUUUUUAUCUCUAUUUAAUUUUUAUCUUAUUUGUUGUUUUUGCAUCAAUUUUUGGGUGAUUAUUUUGACGUGAUGAAUUUAAAAGGUACAAAAGUAUGAACCAGAUUAAUUUUUUUUGAAUAUACACAAAAAUAAUUCAAAAAGUCUAUGUUUUGAAUAAUUUUUGUUUUAGUGAACUUUUUUUUUAACAUUUUGAUUUUAUUUUUUGAAUUUUUUUUUAAAGUACCGAGUAAAGACAAGUGAAUUGAGAGAGAGAGAGAGAGAGAGAGAGAGGUGCGAGAUGGUUUUACGAGCUGUCGGUCAGGACGCGCCAGAAUGAUCCAUAUCCGAUAGACAAGCAAGGAUCGUCUGCAGCAGGGACGAGUCGGCGAAUUUAGGGUUUCUUGACCUAAAAGCUCCAUCGGAUUGACCAGAAAUUCUCUUGCAGGGUUGUGUUACAUACCUAGAGCGAUGGAGUUUUGCCCAAGUUGUGGGAUCUUGUUGCAAUAUGAGUUACCCAAUAUGAGCUGCCCAGCCAGAUUCUUCUGCCCAACUUGUCCCUAUGUAUGUCAUAUAGAGAGCAAGGUUAAGAUAAAGAGAAGGCAACAUUUGGUUGAGAAAGAGGUUGAACCCAUCUUCUCCAAAGACGACAUGAAGAAUGGGCCCACAACCGAAGCAACAUGUCCAAAUUGCAGUUUUGGGAAGGCUGUUUUCCAGCAACUUCAGAUCAGGUCAGCUGAUGAGCCUAUGUCGACAUUUUAUUGGUGCUUGAAUGAGAAAUGCGGACAGCAGUGGCGUGAAGACUAAAUAUUGCCACCUCUUCCUCUUAUGGCCGUUUUUCCUAUUGCAUGAGAAUCCCAUUCGGUUUGUCCAAUUUUGGAUUUUCUUGGACAAUUGAAUUAGUUUCUUUCAGCUGGAUUUGCUCUAGGGAUAAGCGUAACAUUCUCGGAUCUACUUAGAACUUGUACAAAUUAAUGCACUGUUAUCAAAUCCCGUAGCUGUUUUCUUUUAUUUUCUUUCGUGUUCUCCAUUUUUUAUUCUAUAUUGACUGUAUCCAAUUUGUUUUGAUUCUUGAGUAGUGGUUUUCUUAUUCGAAUUUUUUUUUUCUGUGGAGCGGGACAUUACUAUUUACUUGUUUGGAUAAAGCAAAUGUUCUACA
This is a messenger RNA of Rhododendron vialii, 1415 nucleotides long. RefSeq lists its product as uncharacterized. The transcript is spliced from 4 exons. Gene Ontology annotation, molecular function: DNA-directed RNA polymerase activity; zinc ion binding; nucleic acid binding. Gene Ontology annotation, biological process: termination of RNA polymerase III transcription; DNA-templated transcription. Gene Ontology annotation, cellular component: RNA polymerase III complex. Lineage: Eukaryota; Viridiplantae; Streptophyta; Magnoliopsida; Ericales; Ericaceae. The record is from RefSeq and is a predicted model, not a curated record. Bases 728 to 1063 code for a protein of 111 amino acids.